Chinchilla lanigera (long-tailed chinchilla) is the source of this 1189-nucleotide messenger RNA. It is a transcript of the gene Sgpp1, whose product is annotated as sphingosine-1-phosphate phosphatase 1. Lineage: Eukaryota; Metazoa; Chordata; Mammalia; Rodentia; Chinchillidae. The record is from RefSeq and is a predicted model, not a curated record. The transcript is spliced from 3 exons. The annotation marks the transcript as partial. Gene Ontology annotation, cellular component: endoplasmic reticulum membrane. Gene Ontology annotation, molecular function: sphingosine-1-phosphate phosphatase activity. Gene Ontology annotation, biological process: phospholipid dephosphorylation; sphingosine metabolic process.
CUCAUUAACGACCGCGGUCGCACGGCGCUCCCGUGGCCUCCAUCCAUCAUUCACCGCUUGGCUCGGUGCCAACAGGAUGUCCGGCCGCUCGCUCACCCGUGCAGCCCAGGAGCGCACCGGGAUCGCGGCCUCUCCGAGGCGGGUCGGGCCGAGCGAAGCCCGCAGCCCCGGCGCCCUCGCUCCGACCCGGGGCUGCGGGUGCCGAAGGGGUACCCUCUGGUGUACGGCCUGGUGCUCAUUCCCUGUUGGAGCUUGCUGGUGUGCCUGAGCAGGAUGUACAUGGGCAUGCACUCCCUGCUGGACGUUAUCGCCGGAUUCCUAUACACCAUCUUAAUCUUGGCGGUCUUCUAUCCGUUUGUGGACCUGAUUGACGACUUCAACCAGACUCACAGCUAUGCUCCCCUCAUCAUCAUCGGGCUCCACUUGGCCUUGGGGAUCUUUUCCUUCACUCUUGACACCUGGAGCACAUCCCGAGGAGACACCGCGGAGAUUCUGGGAAGCGGCGCGGGGAUCGCAUGUGGCUCUCACGUGACUCACAGCAUGGGUCUAACGGUGGAUCCUUCUCCAGACAUUUUACCUUUGCCCGUGCCUCCCGUUACUCUGACUGUCUUUGCAAAAGCCAUAUUGCGGGUCCUCUUGGGGAUGGGAGUUGUACUCUUAGUUAGAAAUAUGAUGAAAAGGAUCACCAUCCCGUUAGCCUGUAAAAUCUUUAAAAUACCGUGUGAUGAUAUUCGCAAAGCAAGACAGCACAUGGAAGUGGAGCUCCCUUACCGGUACAUUACCUACGGAAUGGUUGGCUUCUCUAUCACGUUUUUUGUUCCCUACAUAUUUUGGUUUAUUGGUAUCUCUUGAUGGGAAAAUAUUGUUGAUAAUAAGAAAGGACAAGUACCAGUUACUGAUAUCUAAAAAUAUACUGUAAGUAAAAGGUCAGAGUUAGGCUUUGGCAAGAAUUUAUCUUAAAUAAUUGUUUAAGUAAAUUCUUAAGAGUCAGUGCAUUUUAUCAUUGCACAUCCAGGUAUUGUUUUUGGUGAGCUGAUCUAUUUAACACUGAGAAAAUGCUAAGUUUCUAUUUAGAAUGUUCAUAUGUUUGGAGAGUUUUGUGCUUUUAUGGAUUCAGUAUAUAUAUAUAUAUGUGUGUAUAUAUAUAUAUAUAUAGGUAUAUAAUAUGCAAUCAUAUGUCUAAUAUAUU